AUGACCCCAAUUGCCGGCAAUGAAGACGCCGCAUCCACCGCAUCAACACAGGAAGACCGUGGUCGGUGCGAAGUGCGUCCGUCCUUGUCUGAGCGGACACUUGAGACGCUAUCACAAAUUCCACCGUCCCCGGCGUCGGUAAGAAGACAGUCCAGCUUUUUCAAUGGCGCCAGCCCAAUACGCUCGCCAUCUCGUGCUCCGUCCAAUGUGUCCAGUUAUUCGAGAUCGCCAUCCAGGGCCUCGUCGGGCGCGCCAAGUACCAGCGAGAUGUACACCCAGCCUGUGUCGCAACUACGGCUUCCCUCGAAGCCUCGCAUGUCCGUUGCGUCCCUUUCUCCAGUGCGUGGUUCGGAAGAAGGCAAAACCCCUUCUAAAUUGAAGGCGCCAUCGAGUAGACAAAGCCUUGCGCCAGGGGAUGAGGCACAUUCCGAUAUCAAGUCACCACUCAAGAAGAAAUUAUCACAAAGAUCCAUUGGGAACAAAGAUACAACAAAGCCCUCGAUUGUCCGACCCUCACCCGGCAAGAUCACCACAAAGCCUACUCAAUCAAACAUGGGUCCCCCACAGAAACCCCUUCAAGUGAGAAAAACACGAAAACCCCAGUCAGAGCAACCGUCUGCUAUGCGAUCUCCAUCGACGGCGUCAAGAUAUGUGUCUGCUGCCUCCAACGUGCAGGAUGAGCUAUCCCUUGAGCAGCAAGCAGAAUCCGAAGCCAGGAAAGUCUCGAAAUCAUCUAAUACGCUGCGUGAUACCAUAGCCAAGGCGAAGGCUGCACGUAAGGCAAUGGCAGCCGAAGAGAAGAAGGAAACACCACAAAAAGUGAUAUCACAGGCUCCAUCUGCCGAUCCAUGGGGAGGCGCUGAUGAAGAGGAUCCUUUCAAUCAGCUACCUAAGGGUGACAACCGAUUGGUCAUGCGAAAACGAGUUCAAACAGGACGCUCUACCGGCCAGCUGAAUAUCGCGGCAAUGUCUUUGACAGAAAUUCCAAAGGAAGUGCUGACGAUGUACGACUACGAUCCAGACAACGCAGCGAACUGGUUUGAGAAUGUCGAUCUCGUCAAGUUCAUUGCUGCGGAUAAUGAAUUAGAACGUAUUUCAGACGCUGUCUUCCCGGACAUCAACCCCGAAGACUUUGACCCAGACAGUGACGACCGGGGACUUCAAUUUGGUGGGCUUGAGACAUUGGAUCUUCAUGGCAAUAUACUGAAAUCACUUCCGAACGGUCUCCGCCGCAUGCAAAAUCUACGCACUCUCAAUCUAUCGAACAACUCGUUGGACAUGGAUAAUAUUCAGAUUCUCACAGAGAUAAUGUCUCUGACAGAUUUGAAAUUGGCAAAUAACAAGCUCGAGGGACAAUUGUCGACAGUCUUUGCGGGUCUUCACCAACUGGAUUCUUUAGACCUCCGCGGAAAUAAUCUCACCAGCCUCUCCGAGGCACUGGUUGGGUUGACUUCUUUGAGGACAUUAGAUGUCAGCGAGAACAAGCUGACCUCUUUGCCAUUCGAAUUGCUCAGUAAACUUCCCCUGAAAACGAUCAAUGCGCAAAAGAACAAGCUGGAAGGUACCUUGAUUCCUGCCUCAGUGGACCGUUUCGAGACCUUGCAGACCCUGAACAUUGCGAACAAUGUUGUCGUGGUCUUCUCGGCAAAUGACAUGCUUGAUCUGCCUAACAUACAUACUCUUUUGAUUGGUGUCAACCGCAUUACGCACCUCCCCUGCAUGUCUUCAUGGCAGUCUUUGUUAACACUCUCUGCGGAGGAGAACAAAAUUUCAGAGCUUCCACCAGGAUUCGUGGAGCUCAAGAAUAUCAAGAAGGCUGACUUCACUGGAAACGACCUCUCGCGUUUGGAUGAGAAGAUGGGUUACAUGGAAAGCCUCACAUCUUUCCGUGUCGCCAACAAUCCCUUCCGUGAGCGGAGGUUCCUAACCAUGGACACUGAAGACAUCAAACGUGAUAUGCGAAGCCGCAGCGAGCCCGAUCCUCAGGACACAGAUGAUGAGGGCUCAGUAGCCACUCAGUUCACUCUGGCACCCGAAAACCCUGCGCUCGAUGCCAGUUGGCAGCUCAAAUCCGGUGGUACUCUUGAUCGGUCUUAUUCUGAGAUGACAGAUCUCAAGGUGGACCAGCUGGAGAUGCUUCCCUCCCAAGAUAUUCGCUGCCUCUACUUACAACACAACAAGAUACCCUGCUUCCCAGCCCCAGCGCUUGCAAUGCUCGCCGAGGGCCUUGUUGAGCUUGAUCUCUCGAACAAUCCCUUCAACGGGGCUGACUUUCUGUCUUCUCCGCUUGAGCUGCCCAAGCUGCAAUCUUUGAACUUGAACGUAACCAGAUUGACGUCGCUGGAGCCUCUGUUGGCCAACCUUACCGCUCCGUCCCUGACGUUCUUGGACAUUUCCCAUAAUCGCCUGAAGGGUCCCUUACCUCAAAUCCGACAGACCUACCCAGAGCUGAAGACUUUCAUUGCGUCUGAUAACCGGUUCGCUUCCUUGACCUUUGAAGCGGUGCAAGGGUUGCAGGUUUUGGAUGUUAGCAACAAUGACAUUGAUUCCCUUCCCCCGAAGAUUGGCCUGCUGGGUGCUGAACGCUCCCCUAAGAACUGGGGUAACGGAUCAGCCCUGAGACGCUUUGAGGUAGCCGGCAACAAGUUCAGAGUGCCUAGAUGGCAGGUAGUUGCCAAGGGGACUGAUUCAAUCUUGGAGUUUUUGCGAGACCGCGUUCCACUGAGUGAGCUCCCUGAAUGGGAAAGAGACGAAGCCAGUGAGGAGGAGCUCUAG
Molecule: messenger RNA, 2775 nt
Organism: Penicillium arizonense
Lineage: Eukaryota; Fungi; Ascomycota; Eurotiomycetes; Eurotiales; Aspergillaceae
Exons: 1
Coding region: 1-2775 (924 amino acids)
Molecular function (GO): protein binding
Source: RefSeq, a predicted model, not a curated record